Molecule: messenger RNA, 1883 nt
Organism: Clarias gariepinus (North African catfish)
Lineage: Eukaryota; Metazoa; Chordata; Actinopteri; Siluriformes; Clariidae
Gene: ipmka
Product: inositol polyphosphate multikinase a
Exons: 6
Coding region: 288-1448 (386 amino acids)
Biological process (GO): inositol phosphate biosynthetic process
Cellular component (GO): nucleus; cytoplasm
Molecular function (GO): inositol-1,4,5-trisphosphate 3-kinase activity; inositol tetrakisphosphate kinase activity
Source: RefSeq, a predicted model, not a curated record
GUCAGUAUCCUGAAGUGUGAGUGGUACAGGUGGACAGAACACCUUAAACUGACAAGGGAUUUAGUUGUUCUUUAGUGCACAGGACAGCUGUUGAAUGGCUGCGGUUGCUUUCAUGAGGAAGUGGGAUUGAGAGUUAAAGAGUCUGUGGGGCUAUAAAUCUUCAGUGGGACUUCGGUCAAACUAGGUCUUUCUUAUCUAUACUGCCGACUUCCAGGUGUGGUGAGUGGGGCAUGAAGUCCAGAGUUUAAUAUCAUAGCUAUGCUGUGAUGAGAUAGUCGGAUCUUACAAUGUCUACAGAGGAUCUAGAACUUAAGUCGUGUGCCUGCGCUGAUGAGGGACUGCACCAUGAACACGCGGCAGAAUGGGAGCGCGGGAAAGCGGAGCGCGCGCGGACUCCAGUGCCGCUCGCUCACCAGGUGGCUGGACACAAGUACGGCGUCCAUAACGUCGGUAUCCUUAAGCACUUUGAUGGCACAGUACUCAAACAGAUACAGCCUCCUCCCAGAGGCCCAUGUGAGAUGACUUUCUACACACAGGUGUUUGCCCAAGACUGCACAGAUCCACACCUACGGGCCUUACAACAACACUUACCCAAAUACUAUGGUAUAUGGUCAACUUCGGAUAAACCAAAUGAGCUGUAUCUGAAGCUGGAGGAUGUGGCCGGCAGGUUUGCAUGUCCAUGUAUUAUGGAUGUGAAGAUUGGGAGGAAGAGCUAUGAUCCGUUUGCCUCACAAGAGAAACAGGAAGAGCACAUUAGAAAGUAUCCUCUAAUGGAAGAGAUUGGGUUCUUGAUCCUAGGAAUGAGGGUUUACCACAUAGCUUCAGGAACUUAUAUUACCCAUGAACAGUUGUAUGGACGCAGUCUGACAAAGGAAACAAUUAAAAAUGGAUUAGCUAGAUUUUUCCAUAAUGGAGAGGAGCUAAGAAAAGAUGCCAUUUCUCUAAGCAUCCAUAAAAUCCGUAAAAUCCUCCAUUGGUUUGAGGGCCAAAAGCAGCUCCACUUUUAUGCCAGCUCUUUGUUGUUUGUAUAUGAGGGCUGUCUUUACAGACCCAAUACAAAAAACAUAAGUGUAACUCUGACAGGAAAGAGACAUAGGCAAGCUGAGUUAGAGAACAAAUGUAAUGCUGACCUCACUAGCUCAAAGUUGAAAAGCUCCUUUGGGCAGGUAAGCUGUAAUAGCAUUCUUGAAGGCUUUCAUUAUGUGAGGAAAGCGAAUGGGUUUGGAUCUCACUCUUUACAUCACCAGGCUAAGGGAAUCACGGCUGACAUGGAGGCAAACAUAAACACUGCAGUUGAAAACAAGAGCUCAAAUGGAAGAAAGGAUGAAAAUGUGGAGGUCAAGAUGAUUGACUUUGCCCAUGUGUUUCCUAGUAACAGUUCAGAUGAUGGCUACAUGUAUGGAUUGAAAAGCCUCCUAUUUGUUCUGGAGCAGAUUCUGCAAGACUGACUACAGGUCACCCAAGAAUUGAUUUUUUUUUUUAAAUGUUAUAUAGAGUACUGUGCAAAAGGCUUGAUGCACUGCUCAUUUCUUCAUAUUUUGUUUCCAAAGUGUCAGGGUAUUUUUUUUAUGUAGUCUUGAGGAAUAGUUCUCCAGUAUUUCUGAGGGACUUUUUUGGCAGUCAGUUUUGGCAAUUUUUUUGCUUUAAUUUUCAGUAUAGUCCCUAUACUUGUAUAUGUUAAGCCCCACAAUGACUUAUGAAUCGUUUAAGCAUGAAAAACAUCUAAGGCAUAAACCAGUGAGAGACAAGUGCAGACAAUGAGAGAUGAUCAGGUAGGUGAUUAGUACACUGCUAAUACUGAAUUCUGAGUGGUUGGAACAGAUAAGAGGCGAAAUUAGGUUGCUGCUGAGGUUUUUUAAUAAACAACCAUUUUUUAAAUUGUA